AUGUCUUCGUUUAUCCAAGGAUUUAUGGAAAGUGACGAAAUAGACAAAACGGGCUUGAGAGAGCUAAAUUUUGAUAUCGAGCCCGAAAAUGUCGGCUACUAUAACUCGUUUGGUGAUGUAUACAAGAGAGGUUAUGGAGGGAUAGAGGAAAGUAUUCAUGCUAGCAUUAGUGAAAAUUUUGCCGGUAAUAUUGGAGGUUGUUCGGGAAAUGUUGUUUCUGCCGGAAACAUUCAUGGAACGGUUGAUAUGAUGAAUUACGGAAACAUAAAUGCCCCGGAACACAUCCAUGUUAUAGGACGUGACGUGGACCACCACCAGUCCUAUGGAGUCGAAUAUGGGAUUGAAUAUGGAUUGGGGUACCCACAGGGAGCAUACGGACAGAGCUAUAUGGAGACAUAUGAUGAUUACGGGCAGGAGUAUGGCCAUUAUCUGGUUCCGGUGCAGCAGGGACAACAGCAGAUGCUGGGAAUGAUGCUUCAUAAACACCAUGAUACGGACUGCGACGUGGAAUAUGAUUCCGGGAGCAGACGUUCAAGUAAUGCGAUGUACUCUCAAAAUACUGACGGCACAUCGUCCGAUCUUAGCGAUACCGUGAGUGAGACAGAUACAAAGCUGUCGACGCCCGAAUCAUUUACUGCCACAAUAAAGCAGUACGAACUACAUGAGCCAAAGUUACGCUCAAGACGGGUCCUGUUGGUACAGCAGUUGGAACUGAACCACGACCACUCGAUCUUGAACGAUAACCACCUAGUUAUUUGCACCCAUUGUAACCAGCGCUUUGACAGCAUAUUGCAGUUGGGCCAUCAUUUCGACAAGUACAAGGUGGUAACCCCUCAUAAAUGCCCGUUUGAUUCGUGUCCUUACUUCUUUAUAGGGUUUGCUCGGAAGGCGGAGUUGAGACAUCACUGUCUCACCAAACAUUUUGAAAAAGGAAAGUUGACGCAAUCAAUAAAUCAGAAUAUCAAGCAGGCCUUGAACAAUUUGAUAUACUCUUGCAAAAUCGAUAAUUGUGGUAAGAAUUUCUACCGCAAGGACUCAUUACAAAGACACUUGAAAUUGGUUCAUGAGAAUGAGAAUAGUAAGUUCAAUAAGAAAAUGAAAAAAAUUCAAUUGCAAAGGCCGGCUCACAGACAUGCGCAUAUUGCACAGAAGUAA
This is a messenger RNA of Debaryomyces tyrocola, 1155 nucleotides long. The record is from the annotation of a GenBank genome assembly. Lineage: Eukaryota; Fungi; Ascomycota; Pichiomycetes; Serinales; Debaryomycetaceae.